Messenger RNA from Nerophis ophidion (straightnose pipefish), 1458 nucleotides. RefSeq names its product protein ANKUB1-like. The record is from RefSeq and is a predicted model, not a curated record. NCBI's taxonomy places the organism in Eukaryota, Metazoa, Chordata, Actinopteri, Syngnathiformes, Syngnathidae. The transcript has 6 exons. Gene Ontology annotation, molecular function: protein binding. Bases 1 to 1395 code for a protein of 464 amino acids.
AUGAGGAUCUUUGUCUGCUACGAGGAGUCCUGGGAGUCCUUUGACGUGCCCGCAGGUCAGACAGUGGGGGCCAUUAAGAAGAUGGUGAAGGACUCCUUCCUGGUGUGUCUCCCCGAUCACCACCUGGAAGUGAGAUACGGGGGUGCAGCCCUGCAGGAUGGCUGGACUUUGGGCGACGUGGGCGUGGCAAGUGGAAACUCCAUAAAAUGCUGCGUAAAGAGCGAUGAGAAGCCAGCGAUGUUUGUGUUCAACGCCGUGACGGGGGAAACGUUCCCAGCCACAGGAAGUGCGUCUCUCCAAAAUAUGUCCGUGUCCCAACUGACAAGUGCGGUGUCGGCGCACAGCGGACUUCCUGUCAGUGUUUUUCGCCUGAGCACACCUGCCGGAGUUCAUCUUUAUGACUGCAACACGCUGCAGGACUACGCCAUCAAAGCGGGUGCAAUCCUCCGUUUGGAUGCAUGGGACGGGUGGGUGGAGUUCCUCCGAGGUUGCCUUCUUGGCCACGUCGCCACGGUCCAAGGUCAAACAUCAAAGAAGAAGCUUGUAAUGAGAUUCCAGCUGCGGGUGGCGCUCUACAUGGCAGCUUCUUUGGGCCACCUGGCGCUGGCCGGUUGGCUCCUGGAGAAGGGGGUUCCUGCUGAUCAACCAGUGGGGGUCCAUCCGUACCGCCAGUGGUGCCAGCGAACUGCCCACAGAGACACGAGACGAUGUCCCGUUCACGUCGCCGCAGAAAGCAACCGCCUCCUCAUCCUCAAGCUUUUUGUCGCCAAGGAUAUCUUCACGCUGGCUUGCCGGGACCCGGCAGGUUGUGACCCUUUGAGGAUUGCUGUGCAGCACGGCCACAGGGAGUGCGCUCGCUACUUAGCAGGGAAGCUAAGUUCAGUCGUAUCCCUGCAAAAUAUGUCCCUGCCUGUUCGUAUUUACCUGCAGAUGAAGCGUUGGCUCCGGGCAGCGCGGCAAAGGACGGCCUCAGAUCCAUGGCGGCACACCUUUACCUGCAAGGUGCUGUCGGUGGAUGGCUUCACUCCGCCAAAGAUGUCCUCCAAACCCAAGAAGCUCGAGCCCGCCUCCGAUGAGACAUUACCGCGUCUUGGUAGCAAGAUGUCAGAGAAUCCCCCGGUCCUUCUUAAAGAGAUGCGGAUUAACCCAAAGCAAAAUCAAAAAGACACAGAUGGGAGUGCAGGACUGCGGCCUUCACUCCCACCUCUAAGCUCUCCAACAUCGCCACGAGUCCGCCGUCUCUUUGCGGCCCCGUCGCACCACGGGGGGUCAACGGCCAGAGAAAAUGCGAUACACUGCUUGACAAUUGCCAGUACUUUUACAGCGAAGCCUUGGUCGAAGCAAUUGAGCAUCGCACGCACUCUUGCCAGGAAGCAGUUCCAGAGCCUGCCCUGAACCUGCAGACUGUUCCAUAUGCCAUAAAACCUGCUGACACAGUGGAUGACGAGGACGUCCUUC